GUUGGGUACAAAAUUCGUUAGACAGAGGAAUACAAAGUCCAACGACCGCGAUUGGGAGAAUUACGAGUUAUCGUCGUACCUGUACCUACCUUGACAAGAUGGAAGAAGGAAAGAUCUACCUCCUCGUGAUAUCGAUUCUAGCCUUCGUCGCAUAUCGCGUCGUCCAAGGCGUCUAUAAUGUGUUCUUGCAUCCCCUAUCCAGGUUCCCAGGUCCGAGAGCGGCGGCCGCGACGAGCUGGUGGAAGACGUACGUCGAGGUCGUGAGGCAGGAGUCUAUGGUCCAUGUUUUGGUCGGGCUACACAAGGUGUAUGGCGAUAUUGUGCGCGUGGGUCCGAAUGAGCUUCAUUUUGCGAAUCCGGAGGCGUAUCAUGAUAUUUACCGUUCGGAGUUGAGGUGGGAUAAGGAGGCGAAGCUGUAUGAGUCUUUUGGGGAGGAUAGGUCGAGUUUUGGGUUGUUGAGGUAUGGGGAUGCGAAGCAGAGGAAGGAGGUUUUGCAGCCGUUGUUUUCGAGGAGGGCCAUUUUGGGGAUGCAGGAGUUGGUUGGGGAGAAGGUUGAUCAUCUCGUCCAAGUUCUGGUCAAGAAUCAGGCCGUUGGCAAGUCAUCUGACAUGCUCUUUGCACUUCGUUGCUUCACUGUCGAUAUGAUCCUCGAUUUCUGCUUCGCCAAAUCAGUCGAUGCUAUGGAUGAGCCGGACUUUGCUGCUCCGAUCGUUGUCGCGAUGGACAACUCGCUUCCGACUUUCCACAUGUUUCAUCACUUUCCCUGGUUCCGGAAGACGAUUCUCUCACUACCUCCAUGGCUUGCCCUCAAAGCAUCACCUGAGACUGCUGGCUUGACGCAGCUUCAAGUCAUUCUCGGUAAACAGGUGAAAGAUGUAACAACCAGUCCUUCCAUCCUCGAAGCAUCACCACAUCCAACCAUCUACCACCGCCUCCUCGAUCCCAAAGUACGCAACAGCAACCUGCUCUUCGAAGAUGGAGCGCUCUUCGACGAAGCUCUCACUAUGCUCUUCGCUGGCGGCGUCACAGUCGGCGAUACAUCCAUGACGGGCUUCUUCCACAUUCUCGACCAACCAACACUCUACUCGGCGCUGCGCUCCGAAGUUCUUAAAGCAUGGCCGAAUAUCAACAACCCACCAACACUUGAGGCUUUAGAAUCCCUUCCCCUCUUAACAGCAACAAUCAAAGAAUCUCUCCGGGUAGCACCAGGCGCCUGCUCACCACUCCUCCGCAUCGUACCUCCCACCGGCGCCACCAUCAACGGCACUUUCAUCCCAGCAUCCACCAUAGUCGGCAUGUCGUCCUUCUUCGUGCACCAAUCUGCUGCCAUAUUCUCGGACCCAGGAACCUUCAAUCCCUACCGUUGGAUUUCACCCGAUUCCUCCGGGCUGGAGAAAUGGUUAGUAGCAUUCAGCAAAGGACCAAGAAGCUGUCUGGGGAUGAAUCUUGCAUGGUGCGAGUUGUAUCUUUUGUAUGCGACGUUAUUGAGGAGGGUGGAGAUGAGGCUGGACGGGACGAAGAGGGAGGAUUUAGAGUGGAGGGAUUGUUUUACGCCGUUUUAUCCGGGGAGGCAUUUGAGGGUUUUUUGUGAGGGGGUGGAGAAGUGAAAUACAUAGGUGAAGAGGUGUGAUUAUGGAGAGGCUGUCAUUUAUGAGCAUUGAAGAGCAUUGAAGUGCGGGGUGCGGAUUCUCUGUAGCGCUGUUGCUGAUUUCUUGAGCUUUCCAUCAUCGUUUGCGGUUGG
Messenger RNA from Mollisia scopiformis, 1741 nucleotides. Its product is annotated as cytochrome P450. The transcript is spliced from 4 exons. The coding region runs from base 99 to 1607 and encodes 502 amino acids. The record is from RefSeq and is a predicted model, not a curated record. Lineage: Eukaryota; Fungi; Ascomycota; Leotiomycetes; Helotiales; Mollisiaceae. Gene Ontology annotation, molecular function: heme binding; monooxygenase activity; iron ion binding.